Molecule: messenger RNA, 1425 nt
Organism: Cornus florida
Lineage: Eukaryota; Viridiplantae; Streptophyta; Magnoliopsida; Cornales; Cornaceae
Product: probable transcription factor At5g28040
Exons: 1
Coding region: 144-1169 (341 amino acids)
Biological process (GO): regulation of DNA-templated transcription
Cellular component (GO): nucleus
Source: RefSeq, a predicted model, not a curated record
CUUCCCUAACCCUAAUCCCUGUAUUGCGCAAUUAAUGAAAUCCAAUCUCGCAGAGAAAAGUCCCAUAAACACUACCACAGUGUACGACCGCUGGUUCACCCCCAAACACACACACAGACUCGCGCACACACAUACACAUAGCCAUGGACUCCACCCUUACCCAACCCGUCUCCAUCAAACCCUCCUCUGCUCGUAAGCUGCCAAUCAAACGCAAAAACCCCGACAAUUCUAACCCUAACCCUAGUUUUCACCCAACCCUAGUCCCCAAACUCGAAUCCACCACCGAAUAUACCGCCGACGACGACAGGGAUGGCGACGACGUCGGUGGUGGAGAUCCGAACCCGCCGCCGUUCAAGUUCCACCGGAUAUGGACCGAGCCCGACGAGAUUCGUUUCCUUCAGGGCCUUCUCGACUGCUCCUCCGAUGGCCUUUCGUUCCCGAGAGACCUUAACGUCUUCUACGCUAGGUUCUCCGGCACCAUGUCGCAGCCGUACACGAAAUCUCAGCUCUCCGAGAAGCUCCGGCGGCUCCGCAAGAAGUUUCGGGUGAUCUCGUCGCGUCUCGCGCGGGGGCUCGACAAGUCGGCGCUUUCGUCGCACGAUCGGUCUCUGUUCGAGCUGUCGAAGCGGUUAUGGGACCCUGAAUUUUUGUCAAGUUCGCCUUUUGGUGCCAACAAUAAGCCAAAGAAGUCGAAUUUGGUUGGGGUCAAAGUUAGCUUCUCGCCAACACUGCAUUCAACUUCAAUUUUGGAUCAUAGCGUCCUGAAUUACGUUGACGAUGACAUUGAUGAUCAUGUUUGUGCUGGUUUUGAUGGUAAUGUUGAUGUUGUUGAUGGUGGUGUGAAAUUAAGUGAUGUGAAUAUUGAGUUUGAUGAUGGCGUUCAAGAAGAGGAAUUUCCGGUACCAAUCUGUUGUGAUGAUGUCGGAAUUGGGAAAAUUGCAGGGAAGACUGUGCUUGAUGUGUUUGAUCAUUCUCUGAAAGAGGUUAGGAUGGAGUUUGUUCGUCAGCGUCUGCUUUAUCCAGACAAUGGGUCCACAAAAGCUGGUUCUUCCAAGGAAGGGAAAGUGGAGAAUUUCGAAAACCGGUGGCGGGAGCAACGGGUUGCGGAGUUGGAUGUUUUGGCUCAUCGCUUGAGGUUGGUUCUUGAGAAUUCACUUCAAAUGCAAUGAAUAUAAGUACUUGUAUAUGGAACUGGCACAACACCCAUCUUUUAUUUAUAUUAUCUUCUUUUUAUUGCCUCAUUUUAAUUUAUUCGAUAGUUUUCUUAAGCUUCACAUUACAUUUGAUUCCUUUUUUUCUUUUAUUUCCUCUUCUUUUUCACAUGAGAAAAUUUGUAAAUUCCUUCAGAGAGAAUUUAUUUGUUUAUCUACAUUUCGAUGUUUCUGUCGCUGAAUAAGUUUAGGUAAUGGAAUAUAUCUUUGUUUA